AUGCAAAAGGCAAUGAAAAGCGCAGAAUAUAUAAAAGCUAACAAUGACUGGUUAGAUGCCCAAGCCAACGCUAAAGCAGCCCAGCUUAUAGGGUCAAUAAGGACAAAAAUACAAGCGGAUGAAGACAGUUCAAAUGAAGCUUUAACAAAUGCUGACUUUAAGAACGCCUUCGAAGCUCUUCAUAGUAAGGUGAAACAAGUGAACGACUUCUCAUCUGGAAAGAAACUGAAGUCUGAAGGUUUCGACAAAGAGUUAAAAGAAGUAGCACAAAAUAUGACGAAAAUAACAGAUGCAGCAACGAGACAGGCAGUUCAAAGUGCCUAUGACGCCGUUAGAGCAACUGUUGUGGAAAGUCAAGAAAAAGAGUUACAACAGACCAAAACAGACCUAGUAAAUGCUUUCUUAAGAACGAAAAGUCAGGUAGGACAUUACGCUGCAGAUGGAACAUAUGUGCCAGCUGGUGGAACUUAUAUACCACCAAACCCUCCAAGAGAAGCACCUGCACCAGGACUACCUAAAACAUUUACAUCGUCACAUGGACACAGACACAGGCAUGCACCAAAACCAACACAACAACCAACAGUUCAAAACCCUGCACAACAACCACCUCCACAACCAGCACAACAACCAACAGUUCAAAACCCUGCACAGCAACAACCACAAACAGAGCAAGGACAUAAAAGAAGUAGAGAACAAGGAAACCAAGAAUUCUUAAAAAUGCUUAAAGAAGACUAUGGUUACCCAGAUACUAUUGACUUUAGUGACAGAUAUAAAGAAGCUAUUCGAAAGUUCAAGGAUGGAAAUACUGACCCGAACCUAUUUAGCUUUAUGGCUCUGCACCAAAGGGGAUAUAAUCUCAAACCUGGAAAAUACAAGCUCGCUAAGGGAUAUGAUUUAAUAGCAUAUCAUCCAAAUGACAUGAACGAAUUUACUCCGAGAUAUUUGAUGUCAGAGCUAAAUGACAAUUUAACUCUCUUCAUGAAACGCGUAAAAAAUAGAGACGGAACGAAAGAAGAAAGGUUUAUGAGUCCGGAUGACUUAGAAAGGGAACUUUUUAAAAACGGUCUCGGAAUAUAUGAAAUGCCAGCAGAUGAGGUACAAGAAACUCCACAGGAAGAACUAGUUCAGAUACAACCAGACAUGGAAGAAAUAGUUCAGCAACAACAGCUAGAAGAGCCUGAAGGAAACGAACAAGUCCUUCCUUUGGAAACUAACUUCACAGAACUAGAUGAAGAUUUGGAACAGCCGAAAAAUCUUGACCCUCAACAAGA
This is a messenger RNA of Trichomonas vaginalis G3, 1271 nucleotides long. Its product is annotated as protein of unknown function, DUF4106 family. The record is from RefSeq and is a predicted model, not a curated record. Lineage: Eukaryota; Parabasalia; Trichomonadida; Trichomonadidae. The annotation marks the transcript as partial. The transcript has a single exon.